CUACCAAAGGUAAUCUGGCUACAUUUCCAGUCGGUGGGGUGGCACUCAGACUUUCUAUCCACCUAUUGCCCCCAAACGCGCAAGCUCAGGCCCUCCGAAACUUGUUUGACAAGCUGAACAAAGCGUCGCCGGCCGAGCUGGCCGCGCAAACCAUCUUCUAGCAAGCAAAUAAAGGCAACGCUGACCAAGCUGAGGACUGGCUGCGUGACGACUGUGGCAGCGCUCAGACGAAGGUGCGGACAAAAUGGCGUCCGACCUGGCCAACAUCUUUAAUGACGAGGAAGCCGGCUCAGACCGCGCGAACAGCAUCACCAGCAGCGACCUGGACCCGUUCCUGCUGCAAGGCGACGAUCAAACAUGGGCCGUCGAGGACUGGAACUGGGACCCUUUCAACAUGUUCGCGGCGCCAAAGGAGACGCCUAACGUGGCCUGCUGCCAGGCGCUGAAGCGCCGGAAAGUCACGGAGCAGUCUGCAACUUCGGCGCCGCAGCAGGCAGCACAGCAGCACCACCAGCACGCUGCCUGCCAGCCCUGCCAUGGUGCAAGCGGCAGCCGUGCGGGUCCGCCUGCCGCCCCCACCGCCGCCUGCUGCAGCAUGGCGCCUGGUGUGCAGCAGCACGCUCCCGCGCCCGCCCCUGCUCAGCAGCUGACGGGCCCCCUGCAAACGGCAUUGAACAGCAUGAUGCCGGGCCAGCAGCAGCAGCGCGUGGCAGACGCCUGCGGCGUCAGCAACAUGUGCCACGCGCCUGGCAUGGUGGCUCCCCCGCCGCCUAUGCCCGUGGCCGCCCCGUUGGCGGCCACUGGGCAUCAGGCGGGCGGUAUGGGCAUGGGACACAUGAACCCAGCCAUGGGUCACAUGGGCUGGCCGGCCAUGCCCGACAUGUCCAACCCUGCCGCUGCCGCCGCCGCGGCCGCCGCCGCGGCCUCCUUCUUCCCCACCAUGGGUGCGGGUGGCCGCGGCCCGCUUGCGACCAUGGGCUGGGGCGCGCAGCCGAUGGCGCUGCAGAUGCCGAGCAUGGGGCUUCCGGGCUUCCCCGGCGGCCACACGCAGUGCGCGCCGGCGCUGCAGAUGCCCGCGGUGGCCUUCCCCACGCCCAGCUCGGGCAUCUUCCACCAGCAGGCCAGCAUGGCGGUGCCGCCCUCGGCUUUGCCCUCGCCUGCGCUGGGCUGCUCCGGCGACACCACCUCGCUGCAGGGUAGCGCUGACAACUGCGCCAAGCCGCCCUGCUGCAGCGGCAACCGUGCCACCGGCCCCACCUGCAGCGGCGGUCGCCAGCAGGCGGACAGCUCCAACAAGGCGGCCCCACCGCCGCCCAAGCAGCCGGCGCAAAACACCGUCGGCGCGCGCGGCGGCGCUGCCGCGCCCGCCCCUGGCGACCUGUCUGACUUCAACAUCAGUGACAGCGAGGACGACGACGAGGUGGCCCGCCGCCCCAGCGCGGCCGGCACCCAGCGCGGCGGCGUUGGCAACGCCGCGGCCCUGAACGCCGCGGCCUACGCCAACCUGGGCGACAUUGUGUCGCUGCAGGACGUGGGUGACGACACCGGCGCCAUGGUGUGCCAGGUGCCCGGCUGCGGCAAGGACCUGACCAAUCUGAAGGAGUACCACCAGCGCUACCGCAUCUGCGACGUGCACAUCAAGCUGCAGCAGGUGCUCAAGGACGGCCGCCUGCAGCGCUUCUGCCAGCAGUGUGGCCGUUUCCACGACCUGACCGCCUUCGACGGCAACCGCAAGAGCUGCCGCGACCAGCUGUCCAAGCACAACGCCCGCCGCCGCCGGCGCGCGCAGGCGGAGCAGGCCAAGGGCCGCGCUGCGGCGCAGGAGGCCGCGGUCGCGGCCGCCGGUGCCAUGGCCGCUGCUGCGGCCGUGGGCGGUGCUGCGGGCGGCGCCCCCGCCGUGCCUGGGUUUGAGGGCGGCGAUGUCGGCAAGCUGCUGGCGUGCCUGAUGCAGAACCCCACUCAGCUGCACGCGCUGCGCCUGCUUCUGGGCGUGCCUACCCACCCGGCGCUGCCGGCUGCCGCGCCGGCUGCGGGUCUGGGCAUGGCCGCCGGCGGCGACACCGCGGCGCAGCCGGACCAGGCGCGCACGUAUGGCUUGGCGCGCGACAUCCUGGCCGGCCGCAACGAGUUCUCUCCGGCAUUCGAGAGCGAGCACCGCAUGAUCCGCCUGUCCAUGAAGCUGUUCAACAAAACUCCGGCGGACCUGCCGCACGACCUGCGCAACCAGGUGACCAGCUGGCUGGCCUCCGCGCCGCUGGCCAUGGAGGCAUCCAUCCGGCCCGGCUGCGUGUUCCUCACCGUGCAGAUGCUGGUGGACGAGGCCGGCGCCCAGCAGGCCGCUGCGCCCGGCGCCCUGCACGGCCUGGUGGAGCACCUGCUCACCCGCACCGGCUGCCCCUUCUGGCACAUGGGCAUGUACACGGUCCAGAUGGGCACCGACAUGCUGCUGGUGCGCGACGGCAAGAUGGCGGGCGACGCCAACGUUAAUGCCUCCGGCGCAGCCGCGCCAGCGGCAACGGGCGAGGGCGCCGAGGCGGCCGCGCGGGUGCGCGGCGACGGGCGCUUCCCGGUGGUGCGCCGCCUGGGCCCGCUGGCGGCGGUGGCUGGCCAGCCCACGGUGCUCAAGCUGCACGGCCUGAACCUGGAUGCGCCCGGCUGCAGCGUCAUCCUGCGCUGGGGCAACAAGCACCUCAAGGCGCACAUGCAGGCGCUGUCCACGCACCGCGCCAUCGUGCGCCUGCCGCCGCUGCCGGACCUGUGCGGCCCGGUGUGGGUGGAGGUGGCGCGCGGCGCGUACUUGAGCCCCGCCAAGCAGCUGCUGGUGGCGCGCAACGAGGAGCUGGUGCAGGAGAUCAACAAGCUGGACGUGAAGACCGGCCCGCUGCGCCAUGACACGGUGGAGCUGCUGCUGCAAGACCUGGCGCUGGUGCUGCAGCACAUCGCCGCCCAGCCCGGCGUGGCGGCGCAACUGCAGCACGCCGUCAUCGCGCUCAAGGCGCGCCGCCUGCUGGCCAUGGCUUGCGACAUGGGCUGGGCCGCCGUGGCCUCGGCCGUGCUGCCGCUGGCGUGCGCGCGCUGCUCCUGCGCGUCGGAGAUGGUGGCCGCCAUCCACUCGGCCAGCACGCCCUCGCAGACCGGCGCCGCAGACAAGCGCGGACUGACGCUGCUGCACCGCGCGGUGCGCAGCGGCAGCGUCUCGCUGCUGGCGGGCAUGCUGGCGUGGGGCGACAGCCACGGCUACCGCUGGCGCGUGGACGCCGAGGGCCCGGCCGGCAUCACGCCGCUGCACCUGAGCGCCAUGCUGGACGACGCCCGCAUCGGGCUGCUGCUGCUGGACCACUGCGGCUGGCCCGCCGCCUUCACGCACCUGCGCAGCGACGGCGGCGUCACGCCCUUCCACCUGGCCUUCCAGAUGGGCCACUACCAGGUGGACGCGCUCAUGUCGGCGCUGGGUGGCCUGCACCAGGUGGCCGACCCCAACAACGCCGCCGCCAUCAACAACGCCGCCGCCGCCGCCGCCGCUGCGAUGUCGCCCAGCCGCCGCAGCCGCUGCGGCAACGCGGCUGCCAUGGGCUGCAAGCCCGACCCGGAUGAGGACGUCAAGCCGGACCUGGCCGCGCUGCAGCGCGGCGGCCGCAACGGCGGCGGCGGCUCUGGCGGCUGCACGGAACUGGACCCGUGUGAGAACUGCCACUGCACGCUGCCGCCGCUCUUGCUGUCCAUCAUGGCGUCGUGCACCGACUGCGGCCGCCGCCGCAUGUGCAUGGAGACCGAGUGCAACAACGCGGCGCAGCGCUGCGGCGACUGCGGCUGCGGCGGCGCGCGGCCCACGGCGCGCGUGGACUCCGGCGAGGUGUGCAGCUCGCGCCAGCACGGCACCAUCUUCUCCAUCACCGCGCUGUGCCAGGGCUGCCACGCCAACCGCACUCUGGCGGUGGCUUAACGCUGCUUGUCAGCCGGCGGUGAGAGCGCCUUGCCGCACGCGGCAGGCGGCGGCGAGGUUCCAAUCCGCACUAAGGGGCACCGAGGCAUGGGGCGUGGGUCUACGUCAGGCAGACAUUUUCAAUCUUGCUCGUGGCUUCGGCACCUAGCCUUGCAUUGGCGGAAAACGUCCUGGUGGCUGCAAGAGAGAGUCCCGCGUGGGCCGCAUGUAUUGUGUUAGUGAGAGGUCCGUGCUGCUAGUCAGGGUUAGUCGCGACCGGCGGCUGCCUCGCAGCAUGUCCAGGGCCAGGCUGCGCACGGGAGAGGAGCAAGCCUUGGCUGAGACCCUGCCACAUCAUACAGCUCGGGACGGGGAUGGCAUUGAGCGAUGAGUGCGAGGUCAUGAAGCUUUGUCGUAGUGUGUUCACUCCCCGCUGGGCAUGUACAGCUUCUGCUGGGUUGUAGGGAGCCGGCAACGGUCGUGGGCGGCCAGGCCGGCUUAGCUUGUAAAAGGCCUUCGACCUGCGGGUUUUUGACAUAUGAUUGGGUUUUUUGUUGGUGCCCGGCCAGUACCCAGGCCUUCUACCCUUCGUCACAACUAUGGUAUACGGGAUCCUGGGUUCUUGGCUCGAGUUAUCGUAUUGUGCAAGUGCGUCGGUUUGCUCGUGAGGGUUGGCUGCGGGGAAAGAGCGGGUCCGCAUAGACUAAUGACGCGUGAAGUUCUGACUGAUACUGCCUGGAGAAGAUAUUGGCUGGAGAAAAUCGAGAGGAAGGCAAGCGCGCUCGAUGGUAACUGCAGAGCGAAGUUGAGUGUGUUAUGACUCGGCAUCGUCUGGCUAAGCUUGGCGGCAUCAUCUGCCAAGGCCCUUCAACGUUACGCCUAUGCAUUAUUAUGCUGGGGACACGUAUGCAGAAGCCAUACGUUAAGCCAGGGGGGGUGGAGGUUGUUGAUGAGGCUGGCAGCGCUGCCCCCGGGUGUGGAGGACUGCACGCUGGGCCGGCUUGUGCUUGGUUUGGGGUCCGUGCGCCAGCAGCAACAGCAGCAGGAGCGUGAUUCUGCAGCAUGUCAGGUGUUACGUUGUGUAUGGUCGCUGGGGCGAUUGGACACGUGGCGGGUACAGCAAGUGUAGCAGAGGGUGGGUCGCCUCUGUCUGUCGUCCUGUUGCGAGGGCGGACACAAGUGCGGGCAAGGAGGCGUUCGGUGAAAUAUCAUAUUUUAGCAUUCAAGCACCAGGCUCCUUCCCAACGGCCAGGGUGCACCGCCAUAGCGCCACUGCGGGCGACAGUGCCAAUGCGGCAAUUGAUUAUGUGGGACCCACUUCACGCGGUGGGACUGUUCGGUCUGAAGGUUUGAGACAUACCGCGCAUCUGGCACGUGGGGUGGGUAGUAUGGACUGGGCAGGGUAGUAUGGCUGCGCCGGUUUGGCAGCAUUCAGCAUUGUGCGCUGCCGCAUACGAUCUCAACGCGAGUUGAUGCUGUCUUGGACUCGUUAGUGUGCUGGGACCUGUGCGCCAAAGCGGGUCAAACGCAUUCUUUAUCCUACUUUGCGGAGAAUAUGGUGUAAGCGCGGUUGACCCAUGGCGUGGCUGUUGAAGCAGUUGCGGCCACUGGGCGCCACAUUACUAUGGCUGAGUUUCAAUGCGUGUUUGUUGUUUCAGGCGGGCUUGGUGUGGAGUGUGGACCUCCCGGCGACAGGUUGAAGAUCCUGACGCCGGUUGGGGAAAGCAGGAGGUUGAAUAAGGUGCCCCGCCAGCAGCCACCUCCUUGUUUGCUGUUUAGCGUGAUAUACUCUGGACUGUCUGGAGUCGUGUCUCUCCAUCACACCUGGCACGUGCUUCAGUGCUUUGUCUGGACUUGGUUGUCUCUUUAUCCACAUCAAUGUGCUUGCAUUUCCAGUCCGCUGCGAAGGGGCAGCUGGCAGCCGGGCAGCGGGGCGCCGAUAGCUGGAGCCGGUGCUGCCGCCCAGGCCAGUGGUGCGCCAUGCGGGUCUAGCAACGACCGUGUACUGGUGGUGCGUACCCUGAAUUAGGCUCAGGGGCACCCCUGAUUGGGCUAAUACUGUAAUAAAUUACAGCA
Chlamydomonas reinhardtii is the source of this 5998-nucleotide messenger RNA. RefSeq lists its product as uncharacterized. Gene Ontology annotation, molecular function: DNA binding. Bases 245 to 3943 code for a protein of 1232 amino acids. The record is from RefSeq and is a predicted model, not a curated record. The transcript is spliced from 5 exons. Lineage: Eukaryota; Viridiplantae; Chlorophyta; Chlorophyceae; Chlamydomonadales; Chlamydomonadaceae. Gene Ontology annotation, cellular component: nucleus.